UCCUAGUCACUGCAUCCAGGGGGUUAAUGAGACCUGAGAGAUGUAGAAAGUGAGGUCCUGUGUGAACUGAGGGCUCGUGAUGAGAGGGAGCAUGUGUGGAGCAUCUAGAGACCAGACCCCAUGUGUGAAAACUUCAGAGAAAGAAGAUAACAAGAAUGGCAACCUGAAGACACAAUGGCAGACAGCAGUUUAUUUUUUGAGCAAUACCUUCCACCUUUCUGGGCCUCUAUUUCUUUAUCUAUAAAGUAAUGAUAAUAAUAGUGACAUAGAUCCAAUGUGGUUAUCCUGAGAAUUAAAUUGUAUGGUGUCUAAUACCUCCUAAGCACUUGAAAAUUGUGAGCACUUGGUAAUAUUCAUUAUUUAUAUAAAAUUGAUAUUUAUAGUGUCUGGUACUUCGUAAGCACUUGAAAAAUAUAAGCUCUCGGUAAUAUUUAUUCUUUAUGUAAAAUAUUUGACUUAUAAACAAUACAAAUGUAUUCAUAUGGCAUUUAUUAAUAAUGAUAUAGAUAGAGCAGAACCUUCAUAGUUGACCACCUCCCUACAUUGACCACCUCCUUAAGUUGACCUAAUGUUUACCGACCAGACAUGCAACAAAUAUAACAUCAGUGCAGCAGGCCUAGUUCCUUAUGUUGACCACCUCUGUAUGUUGACCAGCUUGUUACAGUCCCUUGGGUGGUCAAUUUAUAGAGGGUCUACUGUAAUAACAAUUAGUAUCCAUUUGACUGCAACUAACAGGAAACUAAACUAAAACUGUCUUAAGCAAUGAGCAGAUCUCUCGGCUUAUAUAAUUGGAAGUCAAAAGGUGAUGCUUUAGGGCUGGUUGGAUCUAGGGGUGCCCAGGACCUCUGUGUUGGCUUAAUUUUCAGGCAACUAAUAACGGGCAACAAUAAUUCUGGGUCUCACAUCUACACAAAAUCAUGCCAUUGGGCAAGAGCCCAAGAGGUGUUUCCAGGAAUCUCCAUCAAAUCCUCCAUGUGUAUCUGUGUCAUUGCCCUGAAUUCCUAAAGAAAAAAUUUAGGAAUUUUCUAAAAUUAGGAAUAUCAGAAAAGAAGAUAGGAUUACCAGCAGGCGCAUCAAUUCCAACCCAUCCUUCCAGGGUCCGUGGGGUGCGUUUAUCUCUGUACAAUAUCAGGGUUCAUAACAAAAGGGGAUUACAAAAUGGAUAAAUGAAUACUAGUUAAAGAGAUAAAAAUGUGUACUAUCAAAUAUAAAAGAAAAGUGUACCAGAAGUGUACCACUUUUCCUUCUCCAAGGAAAAGUGAACCCCAUUCAGUUGUGCAAUGCAAACGUGAGAUGGCAUUUUAAAACAAGUUUUAAACACAAGUUGCAAUGAAGAUCUACAUAAAUGGGGGAAGAACAGCCCAGUGCAUUAGCAGCAGUUAAGGAGGAUGGCCUGGUACAUUACAAAUUAGAUUUAAACAAAUACAAAGGGGACUUGGAAGUAGAAACAUUGUUUCCUGUAGAAGAUGUUGGGCAGUAGAAUAACAAAGAAAAUAAAUGAAACUAAGAUGAUCAAGAAAACAAAACGCUAAGAAUAGGAGUUCGGACUAAGACCUGAAUGUUAGUUGGAUAGUUUCAUUAACCCGUGAGUGUGUACAGAUUAAUGACUUAAUAGAACCAAGCCUGUGAAUGCAUUUUAUAAUGUGUGCUCUUUGUUCUUAAAACUAAGUUUUCUUCCAAUUAAAUCUGACAUUAGAACAACGACUGACCCAGUCUUACAUACACCAGUUUUACGCAGAGAUUUUCGGCUCAUAUAGCCUCAAACAAACAAAAAUAAAAAACAAAUACUGCAUCCCCCAUCAAGUGCCAGCUUCUAGGCACUAUGGCUAAUGGUAUGAAGAUGAAUUUGAUACCCUAUGCACUUGGAUGUGUGUGUGUGAUGAUUUUGCAAGGUCAGCAUCACUGUCCAGUUUCUCUGGUAACACAUUCUCUUUCCAUGUAGUUCAGGUGGUGCUAGUGCCUGGAAAGAAAAUGAGGUCUAUGUUUCUGACCGCUUCUAACCAGUCUCUGGGAAUGGCCACAGUUAUCUGUCCAGCAAUGAAGGACCAGGCAGAGCUUUCCCUAGGAGUUAAUUAAGUGCCUUAGGGUUAUUUUGAUCUUAUAAUUUUUUUAAAUAAAAUUAUUUCAAAAUUUACUAAUUAUUUUAAGUUCUAGAAACUGUGUAUAGUGACAAAAAGGACAGCAAUUUAUCUGCCCCUGCUUCUGCUCUGCCCACUUCAGAUGUCAGUGAGUGUCAAAUAAAGGCAGUGAAGGAUGGCAAAAGCCAUUCUGAUUCAUUCAACACAUGAGUGCUUUUUAGGCACAAGACACUAUGUGAAACAUGGCCCUGUAUAAAAAGAUAAAUAAUACCCAGCCCUUACCCUCAAGGAUCUUACAACUUGGCAAGGGAAAUAAGUCACGCACACAGAUACCUGCAAUAAAAGGAAGAUAAGGAUUGCAGCCAGACGUUUGGGGAGAAUGAGCAGAGCAAAGAGAGAACACAGAACAAUGCAGCGUGUGACAGGAGGGAGGUGGGUGGGGCCUUGGUGUGUGUCACACUUUAUGGGGGCAAGACAUGAUUGCAAGAGGGAUUUUGCCUAGCAAUUGCAGUCAGUGUAACCUGGCUUAUUGUACCCUCAAUGAAUCCCCAACAAUAAAAAAAUAAAAUAAAAUAAAGAAAAUGGAAGCAUAGAGCCGAGACAUGCACAGGUGAAAUAUCAAGUGACAUUAAUUGUUAGCCAAGUCUCCAAAUGUUGCUUUAGUUACCAAGUUCCUAAGAAGUAGUUUGAAAUUAAAAACUAAACAAAGAUAUAAUGGUCUCUGACAAACACAGCCUGAGGUGCUGAUGCUUCAGUAUGAGGACCAUAGGAUGUGCGUUCACACGUAUGCCCUUCUAUAGCUUUAUUUUCUUCCUCCCCUUCACAUGAGCUGAUGCUACCUUAACAGGAUACUUUCUAAGCUAUCUGGUGUGUUAGAAUAGGUGAAUUAGAAGAAAAUUAUUUUGGCUCCAAUCAACAGAAAGAAAAUAGUAUAUAAUUGAAAAAAGUGCAGGUGGCAAUCCUUCGAACAUGGCUGGAUGCAGAAACUCAAGUGUUUUGAAUCAAAACUCUCUCUCUUCCUGUGGGGUUUAAAUUUCUCCCUGUUCAUGCGGAAGCCCCUGAACAACUUCAGGAUUAUGGCCUCACAGCUUCAGGACUUGCAGGAAGGAGAUGGGAUCCUCACGGCAUAAGUUGUGCAUCUGGGAAGUAGAGUUUUGAGUCUAAAGGUGAUGGACAUGCUUCUUGUACACAGAAUAGAUUUGUAUAUUAAUUAUAGCAUUGUUUUCUGGGAGAUGACAGUGAUAUAUCUCAUUCUUACAAAAUCAGAAUAGCUUAACAAUUUUCCAAAAGAGAUGCGUUCUGAGGACGGGCCGCAUUUUUAUCUGACUCAUGCAGACAUUUUCUCUGUUAUAGUUGCAGCCCUGUGACUGCCCCCUGGCUGCCCCUGCAAAAGCCAGGGGAUUAGCCCUGAAUGGCUCUGGCUGGCUCUCUGCCCAUCCUUGAACUCAGCACUGUAGCCAGAAGGAUCUGACAUUCUGAUUAGCCAGGCCUGGAUUCUAAGAAGUGUGAUCUGUUCUCCUCUAACCAUAAACUUUGAAAUGUCGGGAGGGACACAGCUAAAGAGAGAUGGAUGAGCCGUCUCCAGGUGGAAGAAGGAAUAGACAGUGAACAAGAAAAUAAAAACGUCUUCUAUGCCAGGAAACAUUUAUAGUGCUCUUUGGGUAUCCAAAAACUGGUCUUCUACACAUAAAGCAACAGAAAAUACUGGCCUAAAAAGAGUACUGUGGCUGAAGGAACAUGACCUAUUUUAACAGACGAGUUGAGAGUUAAAAGAUAACUUGGAGAGCAUCCAAUUCAAUCUCAUCAUUUUUCAGGUGGGGGAACUAAAACCCAAAAACCCAGACAGAGGAACAGAAGUGCCAAUAGCACACAAGUAUUUGGUGACAGAGACAGCCACUGCCUGUCUGCUGACAUUGUGUGUGUGCAAAAAAAAAAAAAAAAAUUGGUUCUCUUCAUUACAUCAUCAUCAUCAACAAAAAAAAAAUAUAUUCUUGUGUCUGGUUUUCUCUCCACCCUUCUAAUCCUAAUCCGUUUCUGCUGUAUCUCUAACCUCUCCAUAUGGUUUUGCUGCAUUCCAACAGAAAGCCUCAGCAAGAGUUGAGUUAACCUCCUUGAGUCCAUUGCUGUCCCCAAAGACAGAGACGUUAAUUUUCCUUACAUAGAAACUAGGGACCACUUGUUGCUUUCAUGGACCAAGUUUGGGCUGGGCCUGCAGGAGGAUGUACCUUUCCUAAAGUGCUUCUUAAUUGCACUGCAACCUGUUCUGGCAUCCUGGCUUUGCCCUAAAUCCCCAGGCAGAGAAAAAGACAUUUCCGAUCACUAGGAGACUUCUGCAGCAGCCCCCCCACGUCCCCCUUUCUCCUACCAUCAACUCUUUGCUGCUGUUUCCUACCAGCAAAUGCCUGUCAGCAGCUCAGAAACGUCUCUGGAAAUAGGUAGGAGGGAGCCUUACACCUGUCAGCGCCGGGGAAGAAAAGUGCGCUCUGCAGAGUUCUUAGUUGUUCCGUCUCUGGCGGUGAAGAAAAGAAAAGGGAUGACUCGGAGGUUUCCAGCCACAACCUCCCUGGGAUCGCGGUCAGUUCACCAGGCUCUUGUUGCUGGCGACCUCUUGAUGACCGAGGAUGUGCUCCCAUCCCUAACGUUUGGUCUUGGCUUGGGUUUCUCCCCCUGGCUAGUCCAAUGCCGGGCGCCAGAGACGUUGCUGGGUAAAGGUUCUUUUAAGUCAUGAAUCAGGCUCCUGUGUGCAUGUGUGGGUUUUUUUUUUUUUUAGUAAAAACUAGCACAGGCGGAUCAGCAGUAGAGAGGGUCUCCUCGCGCCUCUCCUGCACUGGUUUCUCCGCCUCCAGACGCGCUCUUGUUCUCCCAGAGCUAUGAGUCCAGGCUACCCACCUAGGGGUUGGGGGCAGCCAGACCCCCUCAUGCUCGCCCAUCCCGGGGCGGAGGACACCCAUGUCCAGAAAGUGGCCGUGGGUGCAGGUAGGUAAAAGCCUUCCGCAGUGAGUUGGGGGCAGGAGCUCGGCCCUCGCCUGCGACCCGCUGUCCCUAGAUUGCCUGAGGACCACGAAACUCCCCCAGCGAGGAAACCUCCCCCAUCCUGCCCCAGCCGCCCACCCACUCCGCCCCUUACCUCAGUACGCAGCCCCUCCCUGCGUGAUGAUGCAAACCAGCGGGGAGGGCGGGCGCCGGGAAGGGUGGGGAGAGCUGGAGAGUAAGCUAAGGAGGGAGGGAGUGGGAGGAGGAGAAGGAGCCCAACGACCAUUUAAAGCGAUAGCAAUCCCUGCCCUCUCCCCAGUGCUGGGCUGUAGGAGAGCGCGAGCCGCGAGCCGCAAGCCGGGGAGCGCGAGCGCGGCGCGCCGGCCGGCGAACCCCACAGCGCCAGGCGCCCCGGGCUGGCAGGCGCCGCGGGACUCCCCCCACCUGGUUCGGCCACCCCUCUCCGCACGCCUCCACCCUCCGUGCCUGCAGAAGCCACUGGGCUUCCCCAGAGGAGCUCACCCCAGGGGCCUGGACCUCGGCGAGCCCGCCACUGUCCCCUCUGGCGCCGCCGCCGCCACGGCAGCAGCCGGAGCAGCAUGGUCCAGCUGGGGAAGCUGCUCCGCGUCCUGACUUUGAUGAAGUUCCCCUGCUGCGUGCUGGAGGUGCUCCUCUGCGCGCUGGCGGCGGCGGCGCACGGUCAGGAGAUGUACGCCCCGCACUCCAUCCGGAUCGAGGGGGACGUCACCCUCGGGGGACUGUUCCCGGUGCAUGCCAAGGGUCCCAGCGGAGUGCCCUGCGGAGACAUCAAGAGGGAGAACGGUAUCCACAGGCUGGAGGCGAUGCUUUACGCCCUGGACCAGAUCAACAGUGAUCCCAACCUACUGCCUAACGUGACGCUGGGCGCGCGGAUCCUGGACACUUGUUCCAGGGACACUUACGCGCUCGAACAGUCGCUCACUUUCGUCCAGGCGCUCAUCCAGAAGGACACCUCCGACGUGCGCUGUACCAACGGCGAGCCCCCGGUUUUUGUCAAGCCGGAGAAAGUAGUUGGAGUGAUUGGGGCUUCGGGGAGUUCGGUCUCCAUCAUGGUAGCCAACAUCCUGAGGCUCUUCCAGAUUCCCCAGAUCAGUUACGCGUCAACAGCACCUGAACUGAGUGACGACCGGCGUUACGACUUCUUCUCUCGGGUGGUGCCCCCUGAUUCCUUCCAAGCCCAGGCCAUGGUGGACAUCGUAAAGGCCCUUGGCUGGAAUUAUGUGUCUACUCUCGCAUCCGAAGGAAGCUAUGGAGAGAAAGGUGUGGAGUCCUUCACGCAGAUUUCCAAAGAGGCAGGUGGGCUCUGCAUUGCCCAGUCCGUGAGAAUCCCCCAAGAGCGCAAAGACAGAACCAUUGACUUUGAUAGAAUUAUCAAACAGCUCCUGGACACCCCCAACUCCAGGGCCGUCGUGAUUUUUGCCAACGAUGAGGAUAUAAAGCAGAUCCUUGCAGCAGCCAAGAGAGCUGACCAAGUGGGCCACUUUCUGUGGGUGGGAUCCGACAGCUGGGGAUCCAAAAUAAAUCCCUUGCACCAGCAUGAAGAUAUCGCAGAAGGAGCCAUCACUAUUCAGCCCAAGAGAGCGACUGUGGAAGGAUUUGAUGCCUACUUUACAUCCCGCACCCUUGAAAACAACAGGAGAAAUGUAUGGUUUGCUGAAUACUGGGAGGAAAACUUCAACUGCAAGUUGACGAUUAGUGGGUCAAAAAAAGAAGACACGGAUCGCAAAUGCACAGGGCAGGAGAGGAUUGGAAAGGAUUCCAACUAUGAGCAGGAGGGUAAAGUUCAGUUCGUGAUUGAUGCCGUCUACGCGAUGGCUCACGCACUUCACCACAUGAACAAGGAUCUCUGUGCUGAUUAUCGGGGCGUCUGCCCAGAGAUGGAGCAAGCUGGGGGCAAGAAGUUGUUGAAGUAUAUCCGCAAUGUUAAUUUCAAUGGUAGCGCCGGCACUCCAGUGAUGUUUAACAAGAAUGGAGAUGCACCUGGGCGUUAUGACAUCUUUCAAUAUCAGAUGACAAACACCACCAACCCUGGCUACCGUCUGAUUGGACAGUGGACAGAUGAACUUCAGCUCAAUAUGGAAGACAUGCAAUGGGGGAAAGGGGUGAGGGCGGUCCCUGUCUCCGUGUGCACCCUGCCGUGUAAGCCGGGGCAGAGGAAGAAGACGCAGAAGGGAACCCCUUGCUGCUGGACCUGCGAGCCCUGCGACGGUUACCAGUACCAGUUUGAUGAGAUGACAUGCCAGCAUUGCCCCUACGACCAGCGGCCCAAUGAAAACCGAACUGGCUGCCAAGACAUCCCCAUCAUCAAGCUGGAGUGGCACUCCCCCUGGGCCGUCAUCCCCGUCUUCCUGGCCAUGCUGGGCAUCAUCGCCACCACCUUCGUCAUGGCCACUUUCAUCCGCUACAAUGACACGCCCAUCGUCCGGGCGUCCGGGCGGGAGCUCAGCUACGUCCUUCUAACAGGCAUUUUUCUUUGCUACAUCAUCACUUUCCUGAUGAUCGCCAAACCUGAUGUAGCGGUGUGCUCUUUCCGGCGAGUUUUCCUGGGCUUGGGGAUGUGCAUCAGCUACGCUGCUCUCUUGACCAAAACAAAUCGUAUUUAUCGCAUAUUUGAGCAAGGCAAGAAGUCAGUGACAGCGCCCAGACUCAUCAGCCCCACGUCGCAGCUGGCCAUCACCUCCAGUUUGAUAUCAGUUCAGCUGCUGGGUGUUUUCGUUUGGUUCGGGGUCGAUCCCCCCAACAUCAUCGUAGACUAUGACGAACAUAAAACCAUGAACCCUGAGCAGGCCCGAGGGGUCCUCAAAUGCGAUAUCACAGACCUCCAGAUCAUUUGCUCCUUGGGGUACAGCAUCCUUCUCAUGGUCACAUGCACUGUGUACGCCAUCAAGACUCGGGGUGUACCCGAGAAUUUCAACGAAGCCAAGCCCAUCGGGUUCACCAUGUACACCACAUGUAUAGUAUGGCUUGCCUUCAUUCCAAUUUUUUUUGGCACCGCUCAAUCAGCGGAAAAGCUCUACAUACAAACCACCACGCUUACAAUCUCCAUGAACCUAAGUGCGUCAGUGGCGCUGGGGAUGCUUUACAUGCCGAAAGUGUACAUCAUCAUUUUUCACCCUGAACUCAAUGUGCAGAAACGGAAGCGAAGCUUCAAGGCGGUAGUCACAGCAGCCACCAUGUCAUCCCGGCUGUCACACAAACCCAGUGACAGACCCAACGGUGAGGCAAAGACAGAACUCUGUGAAAACGUAGACCCAAACAACUGUAUACCACCAGUAAGAAAGAGUGUACAAAAGUCUGUUACUUGGUACACUAUCCCACCAACAGUAUAGCUUUUGACUGCUUUCCAAAAGGCCCUGCUGCAAAAAAGAAGUAUGUCAGUUAUAAUAACCUGGUUAUCUAACCUGUUCCAUUCCAUGGAACCAUGGAGGAUGAAGACCUUAGUUAUUGCAUCAUCCAACCUGGCACAGGACUUUUUUGGUCCUACUCGCUUCCCAUCACCGGAGGAGCUUCCCCACCGGAAGACCAAUGUUAGAGGAUCCAAGUGUCCUAAACAGCUGCUUUAUGAGAUAUCCUUACUUUAUCUUGGCUUAAUAAGUCACUGGCAUCAGCACUGCCAACUCGGCUGCAAUUUUGGAACUUCCCUACCAAAGGGAGUGUUGAGACUCAAGUCCCACCCGGGCUCUUUCAGAUGAACCCCUGAGAGCCACAGGACCUUUUUGGGGCUGACCUGUCUUUCUACGUAUGUACUUCCGGGUUGCAAGGUUUUGAAAUUUUCUGUACAGUUUGUGAGGACUUUUGCACUUUGCCAUCUGAUGUCGUACCUCGGUUCACUGUUUGUUUUCAAAUGCCCUGUUUUCAUAGAACCCUAUUCUCUCAGACAGUGGAAUAUUCAGAAAACAAUUAAAAUAGUUGAAAGAUCUCAGCAGACUGAACAAAAUAUACAUCUGCACAUGACUGUAUAAUUAUAAUUAUAGUACCACUGCAAACCAUGCUAUUUUUUUUAAGACAAAAAAGAUAUUUAAAGACCAAAAACUGUGCUGAGAAAGAAUGCCCCACCUAUCUUUGGGAUAGGAUAGGUUACAGGAAAGGAAGAUAUUGGCUGAACUGAACAGAGGUCUUGAUCCUUGGAAUGCAUGCCAGUAAUGCGUUUUACAGUACCUGUUUAUUUUGUUCAAUAUUUGUAUUUGUGUUCUUUUUGUUUCUUUAAUUAGGGUAUAUGGAUAUUUUGCAAUAAUUUCAAUAAUUAUUAAGCUGUUUGAAGGAAGGAAUAAUGGCUUUUUCACGUCUGAGGUUUUGUUCAUGCCCCUCUUUGACUGACCAGUGUGAUAAGGACUUAAAAAAAAAAAAAGCAUGUAUGUUUUCUACUGUUUGUAAUAAGUACUUUCGUUAAUCUUGCUGCUUAUGUGCCAAUUUAGUGGGAAAAAUACAAAAACAAAAAAAACCCUUGCUGAAAAAUUCCCUCUUUCCAUUCUAUUUCGAUUCUGUGAUAUUGUCCAAGAAUGUAUCAAUAAAAUACUUUGGUUAAC
Nycticebus coucang (slow loris) is the source of this 9616-nucleotide messenger RNA. It is a transcript of the gene GRM7, whose product is annotated as glutamate metabotropic receptor 7. The record is from RefSeq and is a predicted model, not a curated record. Gene Ontology annotation, cellular component: membrane. Gene Ontology annotation, molecular function: group III metabotropic glutamate receptor activity. The transcript has 11 exons. Lineage: Eukaryota; Metazoa; Chordata; Mammalia; Primates; Lorisidae. Gene Ontology annotation, biological process: regulation of synaptic transmission, glutamatergic; G protein-coupled glutamate receptor signaling pathway. Bases 5651 to 8419 code for a protein of 922 amino acids.